CUUCCAUACACGCAACCAUGCCUUCUUUGACACCUCGAUACACUUAUUGCAGCGGGUUCGAUGAUGAUUGCAAUAACUCCUCCUGGGACCGCUGGGGUCGCUGGGUCGCUUUUGCCGUCAUCGUAGCCAUUGCCUUCCUUGUCUUCUUCGCUUUCGCUUGCUUCAACGCUCGUCGUCGCCGUUCUCACGGCCGACAGCCCUUGAGCGGUACAGCAUGGAUGGCACCGCCACCUGGACCACCACCGCCCAACCAGCCUACAUACCAGCAGCCAUACUACAACAAUAACGAUCCGUACUACCAGCCACCUCCCCAGUAUUCUGCCAACCCGCAGAACUACGGCUACUUCGGUGCCCAGGCACCGCACCCAAACCAACAGCAAAGUGGCAUCGAGUUGCAAGCGCCCCAAAAUUCGUAUCACGCUUCCGGGGCUCGAGAAUAUGAACCCCCAAUGGGUCCGCCCCCGGCCAAGUCAUGA
Molecule: messenger RNA, 476 nt
Organism: Penicillium pulvis
Lineage: Eukaryota; Fungi; Ascomycota; Eurotiomycetes; Eurotiales; Aspergillaceae
Product: resistance to Congo red protein
Exons: 3
Coding region: 18-476 (152 amino acids)
Biological process (GO): vesicle-mediated transport
Cellular component (GO): intracellular membrane-bounded organelle
Source: RefSeq, a predicted model, not a curated record